AACCCCGCUGCGUCACUUUGAAAAGAGGUGUGCGGCUAGCCCACACUCUGGCGCUCGGUACCGUCAUAAGAAUCACCGGGCUUUUACACGAGCUUUGUGUCAAAGUAAUCUGGGUCAGAGACGACAGAAAUGCGGUAAGAUGGCGCUGGAGCAGUUCAGUGAUGUCGUACAGAGAUGUCAACACGUUCAGGAUGAGAACUUCUCUCCGGCCGACUUUGACUUGUUCAGCACGGCGGGGCGGAGCUGCAUCGAGCAGGGACACAGCGCUCACGUCCUCAGUGUCAUCGUCGACGAGAGAAAUAAAAAUAUCGUGAGCUGUAUGGGCUGGAACCUUCUGGAGCCGUUAGUCAAAGUUCUGCUUAAAAAGGAAGAGAGAAACCUGCAUCACUGUCAGGCCAUCUUCUCUCACCUACUGCAGGUGUGCAGUCCUAAAGAGCUGGUGGUCGGUCUGCUGGAGCAGGUGGAAGAACUUGAUCCUGAUGCUGUGGCUGAAACGGUCGCUCUGCUGCUCACGCCCUUACAGACAGUGCUGCUGAAGCUGGGCAAGAGGAAGGCCUCGACUCUGGGCAUGGCUCUCUCCACCCUGCUCAGUCAGGUGACCAAGCUUCCUGUUCCCCAGAGCCGAGAGCAGGAGGAGGACGACGUGUUCGGAUUGUGUCGCUGCUGCACGGCUCUGUCACGCUUCAUCCGACCCUUCGUGGAGGAGAUCAAGGAGAACAUUAAGGAACGUCGCACCGUCUCCAGGGAAGACGAGCUCCGGGUGGAGGUCCUGAAAUUCUGUAUGAAGAGUUUGAGCGAGCCUCUGCUGGACGUCCAGCUGAAGGACCCAGACGCGUUAGAGACGUCCCCUCUCAGAGACUUCGCCACCGACAUCCUGGUCACUCUGUGUAGUAUCGGCGAGUCGCUCCCGGACUUGUUGUCCCACAGUCUUUUGCGGAAGCACGACGUCCCCGGGUUCCUGGAGGAGGAAGUCCGAUAUCCGAAGGAGUCUCUGGCCAGCUUGGCACAUUUACUGUUCGUGCACCACAUCGCCAUGGACUUGUUCCCUUCAGUGCUCAGCCCAGUUUUUGUCCUGCAGUGCAACAUGGAAUACAUCGAGCUCUUACUCAGUCGAACUGAAGAAUCCCGGUUACAGAAGGGACUGGAGCUGUAUGAGAAGACGCUGGUGCGGGUGGAGGACGGCAGCCUGCCCUGUGACCUCCUGGAUCUAAAAUCUUUUUUAAAUGUUCCACAGGACUUGAUUAAGGUGAUGGCGCUGUGUCCGGUUCAGAACGUGAGGACUAAAGGACUCUCCGUUUUCCAGCUGAGCAUCGACAAAUUUAACACCGAGGCCAAAUACAAGUUUUUCAGGUGCAUGCUGAAAACCAGCAAUCACUCAGGAGUGGAGGGCUACAUCAUCCAGAACAUCAAGAACCAGAUCGACCUCGCCUUAAAGCCGGGUCAUGAGAACGACUGGUUCCUGGGGAAACAUCUCCUGCCUUUACUGCAUCUAGUCCUGAGUCUUCCUCAGGGACCAGAAACCGACCUGCUACACAAUCUAGACCGGAUUAUGGAGUCGUUGAACCUCCUGCGUUAUCUGCUGAUCCGAGAUAAAGAAUGGCACAAUGAGACAGGAAUAUGGAGCGAGCUGUGUACGGUCGAGGAGAACUUCAUGAGGCCCCUGCGGACGGGCCUGAACAUGUCCCGAGCGCAUUACGAGGCCGAGUUGAAGAGCACGAAAGAGAAGAAGAAGAAGAUCAGCACUGCAGACUCUAAAGCGCCGGCCUGCAUGGUUACCGUCGGCAACGAGACGCUGCCCAACAUGACUCCGGAAAUGCAGCUCCAGGUGCUGCAGUCGGCGCUCUACACGUUCGAUUUGAUCGAGAGCGUCUUGGCCCGAAUCGAGGAGAUCACCGAAGCGAAAGGACAGACGUAGGCCGACCCGGCAGUCUCCUGUACGGGAGCUUUAACAAACAUCGGCCAUAAAGCGAACACCAGUGUAGUGAGAGAAACACACACUCAUCAACGUAAACGGAUCGGGACACGCCCUGAUCUCUGCCGCUCGUUCUCGUGUAGUAAUAGAUGUACUAUAUACAGGCGCAGCUCAAAAAAUGAGAAUGGUGGGAAAAGUUAUUUUUUUUCCCCGUAAUUUAAUUAAAAGAGUGGAACUUCCAUAUAUUCCAGAUUCAUUACACAGAGUGAAAUAUUUCAAGCUUCCUUUAGUUUUAAUCUUGAUGCUUACAGCUCAUGGAAAUCAAAAAUCCAGUAUCUCGGUAUAUACACGAAUAAAGAAUUUAUAAUACAGAAAUGCCGAGCUGAGAAGACUCUAAUCAGAGAAUUAACUCCAAACAUCUGCGAAGGUUUCCUGAGGCUUUAAUCUCUCAGUCUGGGUCAGUACACACACACAAUCACGGGGAAGAUGGAAGUAAACGUUGCGUUUCAUUUGGAAAUCAAGGUUCCAGAGUGUGGAGGAAGAGCGGAGAGGAACAGAAUCCGAGCUGCUUGAAGUCCAGUGUGAAGUUUCCACAGUCGGUGAUGAUUCGAGGUGCCGUGUCACCUGCUGGUGUUGGUCCAGUGUGUUUUCUCAAUUCGAGAGUCGAUGCAGCGUCUACCAGGAGAUUUUAGAGCACUUCAUGCUUCCAUCUGCUGACGAGCUUUAUGGAGAUGAUGUCCUCUUCCAACAGGAAUCAACACCUGCCCACAGUGCCAAAACUUCUAGUAACUGCUUUACUGACCGUGGUGUUACUGUGCUCGAUUGUCCAGCCGACUCGUCUGACCCGAACCCCAUAGAGAAUCUACGAGAGACACCAGACCCGACAAUACAGACGAGCUGAAGACCGCUAUCAAAGCAACCUGGACUUCCAGAACACCUCAGCAGUGCCACAGGCUGAUCGCCUCCAUGCCACGCCGCACUGAUGCAGUCAUUCCUGCACAAGGAUUAAAGCCCCGACCGAGCAUCAGCACAUAAAUUAACAUCCCUUUCACGAGGUCGACAUUUCUGUAUUAAAUUCUUUAUUCGAAUAUUUUAAGAGAUUGUAAGUUCACUUGAAAUAUCUCACUUUACGUGUCAUGAAUCUAGAAUAUAUGAAAGUUCCACUUUUUGAAUUAAAUUACGGGAAAAAAUGAACUUUUCCAUGAUAUUCUCAUUUUUUGAGACGUGUAUGUAUGUGUUUAUAUAACACGCACACACAAAGAAAAUCGUGUCAUCAUUUCUGUUGCGUGGCUCACGAGAGAGAUUCAGCAUUAAAGCAAACAUUUGGGCAACGAAAGUGAGAUUUUACAUUAAUUACAGACAGGAAUAAGGACAGAUUCAGUAGUGGCGACAGACAUGAGACUGAACUGACGCACUUCUGAAUGAACAAUGCAGGGUGCUGAAUGAGCCAGAUAUUUUUAAAGAGAAUUCUUUAAGCAGAAAGUUUACCUGUAAAUAUCUAAAUGGACAUUUAAUAAAGCUUCCCUUUUUUUUUUUGUACAACUCGAACGCAUGUACACUUUUAUUAAAUCAGAUUGGCUAUACUGAAUCACACUGAAACGAUUCCGAAUCAUCAUAAAAUCACAAGAUAUUUUUCGGGGGAAAAAAAAAGGUUAAAUUCCUGUACAACAAUGAAUCACAUUAAAACGAUUCAGAGUCGUAUUUUACGGAAUCGUUACUCAAUCGUUAAUCUGGUAUCCCUUAUUAUAGUUCAAAACAUUCCUGAAUGAUACUGAAACAUAUCGUGUUGAAUACUCACUGUGAUCAUAAGAAAUUAUUUGGUAAAAACAUGCACUAUACUGAAUCAUAGUGAAAAGAUUCAGAAUCAUAUUGUACCAAAUUACCAUCGAUUCGUGAGACAUGAUUCAUUUACAAUAUUACUGUGCUAUAUUAAAAGGCAUCAAAACGAUUCCAAAUCCAACUGAAUCAUUAAAUCAGGUGUCAGUAUUUAAUGAAAAGCUCAAAAUAUUACUGAAUCACAUUAAAGUGAUUCUGAAUCGUAUUUUAUUAAACCAUUAUCUCUAUAUACACCAACUUCUUAGAGUUUAGAGAAAAAGUAAACACAUUUCUGGACGAUACAAUUACUGCAUUAUACUGAAUUGCAUUAAAAUGAUUCUGAAUCAUAUUCUAUCAAAUCAUUAAUUAGGUGCGUGUUUAGGGAAUUGUUUAGAGAAAAGGUCAAAACAUUCAUGCACUGUACUGAAUCGUAUCAAAACAAUUUUAAUAAUUUUGUUUCUUCAUAAUAAUAAUAAUUCAUUACUGUACUAUACUCACCGAGCUCCAAACGAUUCUGAAUCAUUAAAUCAGGUAUCCUUUAAUGUUUAGCGAAAAAAACAAAAAA
Molecule: messenger RNA, 4292 nt
Organism: Ictalurus furcatus (blue catfish)
Lineage: Eukaryota; Metazoa; Chordata; Actinopteri; Siluriformes; Ictaluridae
Gene: glmna
Product: glomulin, FKBP associated protein a
Exons: 19
Coding region: 140-1915 (591 amino acids)
Cellular component (GO): cytoplasm
Molecular function (GO): ubiquitin-protein transferase inhibitor activity
Source: RefSeq, a predicted model, not a curated record